Molecule: messenger RNA, 3229 nt
Organism: Eublepharis macularius
Lineage: Eukaryota; Metazoa; Chordata; Lepidosauria; Squamata; Eublepharidae
Gene: CHTF18
Product: chromosome transmission fidelity factor 18
Exons: 22
Coding region: 120-3152 (1010 amino acids)
Molecular function (GO): ATP hydrolysis activity; ATP binding
Source: RefSeq, a predicted model, not a curated record
CCGGUUCGUUGCUGCAGGUUGUAGUUGCAAGGCGAGCAAGCAGCCGUUGCUGAUUAUUUUUCCCCCUCUUGUAUUUUUGCGCCCUCCUCUCUCUGCAUCGCAGACAAACGAGAGCGCCGAUGGAAGAAGAGGAGGCCGAGCUCUACGGCGUCGAAGAUGAGUUCGACGAGCAGUUCGCAGACGAGAUGGAAGUCCUGGCCGAGCUGGAAGAGAAAGGACCUCCAGCACCAUCCUAUAAAAUCUCUGAAUUCCGAAAACACAAGAGAACAUUUGAAGAGGCUCUUGCAGCAGGGGAUCUGGUGAAGGCCUCCAGUGCUCCAUGCCAGGAAAAGGACUCCAGUGCUCCAUGCCAGGAAAAGGCCUCCCCCAGGGAGAGUUUGGACGAUGCCCAUCUGGAGCUAGAAGUUCUCUCCGCGUUCAGCAGGACUGAGGACAGCUCUGGGGCUCUGCUCCCCCAGGAGGCUGAGGGGACUCAGACUCCGAGGCCAAAGCGACAGCGUCUCGAAGCCAUGAAGAAGCUGGACUUUGGAACGGACGUGGGGACGGCCCUCGAAGACUUGCCAAAGGAUGGAAUUGCUUUGCCUCUUUCUCCAGGAGCCUGUUCGAAACACCAAGAAGCAAGGACCCCGAGGCGCAAGAUCCUGGACGUAAGUGACGUGCUUCCACUGCAUGUGACGCCUCCAGAGGAGAACACCUCGAAGAGGGUCCUGAAGCGCCCACCCAUCUUGGAGGACUACAUCAACGUGACUUCAGCCGACGGCACCCGAGUCUUCAUGGCCGUGAGGGAGGCUUGCUCUGGCAGGGCGACUGAGCCUUCCAGUUCUUUUGGGUGGAACGGACACAGGCCCCCUUGUUUAUUGGGGGUGCCUUUCUCCUAUCUCAAGGAGCAGGUGGCUGAAGAGCGCCGGAGACACGUUCUUGAGACCUCACGACAGCUGACAGAGCUCUUGGACAGCUGUCUCGAAGAUGAGAGAACCCAGCCUGCGACUGCAGAGUCCAGGGAAGAAGGUGAUGGCGUGGCGGAAGAGGAUGAGCUGACUCGGGGGUCCCUGUGGGUGGACCACUUCACUCCCAAGCACUAUGUGGAAUUACUCAGUGAUGAUUACACAAACCGCUGCCUUCUGAAGUGGCUCAAGCUGUGGGACGUGGUUGUGUUCGGGAAGGAGAAGCCUGCCAAGAAGGCCAAGCCGAGCGUGGAGGCCCACCCACCCUCCAAAUACCCCAAAGAGCGGCAGGGCAUGUGGAAGAAGAGCAAAGCCCAAGUGACAGAGGAGGCCCUGGAGGCGGAGUUGGACCAGCACAACCGACCCAAAUUCAAGGUUGCCCUGCUGUGUGGCCCCCCUGGCUUGGGCAAGACCACCCUGGCACACAUCAUAGCGAAGCACGCUGGAUACAGUGUGGUGGAGAUGAAUGCCAGUGAUGACCGUAACCCAGAGGUCUUCAAAACCCGGAUUGAAGCUGCCACCCAAAUGAAGUCUGUGCUGGGAGCCAACGAGAGGCCGAACUGCCUAAUCGUUGAUGAGAUUGAUGGCGCUCCAACAGCGUCUGUCAAUGUGCUGCUGAACAUCGUCAACCGGAAGGGUGCUGAGGCAGAAUCCGAAGGUGCCUCCAGAGGGGCAAGCGGGAAGAAGAGGCGGCAGGAGGGCAGCCUUCUUUUGCGACCCAUCGUCUGCAUUUGCAAUGACCAGUAUGUUCCUUCAUUGCGGCAGCUGCGGCAGCAGGCGUUCCUUCUGCACUUCCCCUCAACAGCCCCAUCCAGGCUAGUCCAGAGGCUGCAGGAGAUUGCCAUCCAGCAAGGCAUGAAAGCUGACACCGGGGCACUGAUGGCGUUGUGCGAAAAGGCAGAGAAUGACAUUCGCUCUUGUAUCAACACUCUGCAGUUUCUCCACAGUCGAGGCCAGAAAGAGCUGAGUGUGCGGAUGGUGCAGACCGUGACGGUUGGCUUGAAAGACCAGAACAAAGGGCUGUUUUCCAUCUGGCAGGAGAUUUUCCAGCUCCCAAAGAUGCAACGGCACAGGAUAGGGAUGGACCCAUUGCAUCCGGUCCCCGUUCUCACGAGAGGCGGGGACGACCUGUUUGGCCCGAACACGACCCAGACCUCCCUUAAUGCUGCUGCCCAAAGAUUCUACCACAUCCUGCAUCUCAGCACGUCCUGUGGAGAACACGAAAAACUUACCCAGGGCUUGCAUGAUAACUUCAUGAACAUGAAGAUGAAGGAUUCCAGUUUCGGCUCCGUCUGCCUGGCCCUGGAGUGGCUGGGCUUCUCUGAUAUGGUGAACAGGAUCGUGAUGCACAGGCAGAACUUCCAGCUCUUGCGAUAUCUGCCCUUCCUCCCCGUGGCUUUUCACGUGCUCUUCGCUGCGUCCAACGUACCCAGGCUGCAAUACCCCAAUAGCCAGACUGAGGCGCUGGUUAAACUGACCCAGGUGCAGAACCUCGUUGCUUCCAUGAUGUCUGGGAUCACGCCAAACGCCCGCAGCCGUGUAGGGCCUCAGUCUCUUGUGCUCGAGGCUCUUGGCCUCCUCUUGGACAUUCUCUCUCCCAAACUGAGACCGGUGAACACUCAGCUGUACAGCCAGAAAGAGAAGCAGCGCUUGUCUGACUUGAUCGGCACCAUGCUGGCGUACAACCUCACCUACCACCAGGAGCGGACCCCCGAUGGGCAGUAUGUCUACAGGCUGGACCCAAAUGUGGAAGAAAUCUGUCGAUUCCCAGACCUUCCUGCUCGGAAGCAGCUGACUUACCAGGCCAAGCAACUCAUUGCCAGAGAAAUAGAACUGGAAAAAAUGAGGCGGGCGGAAGCCAUGCUGCAGGCGCGCAACUCCAGCCAGGAGUUGGUUGUGGGUUUGCUGGCAAAAGAAAGAGACGAGAAGCCGAGUGCCGAGUCCACGUCCAGAGUGUGGAACCAUAAGCAACAGCUGGACGAGAUUGUGAAGAGAGCCAAGGUGGAGGAGAAGCCAGAAACCGAUUUCUUUGGCCGUGUAAUUGUCAAGAAGAAAGCAUCUCCUUUAACAGCCAGCCAGGCACCUGAGAAAAGCACAACUGAAAAACAUGUUGGGAGGGCUGUCGGACAGAGCGACGUCUGGUUCCGGUUUAAUGAAGGUGUAUCCAACGCUGUGCGGAGAAAUAUUUACAUUAAGGAUUUGCUGUAGCGAUUAGAAACUCAGAUGUGUAUAUGCAUCCCGCCCAUUAAAAAGCCUCAGAUCUUUUGGCACUGUGUUGGAUGAUA